Molecule: messenger RNA, 513 nt
Organism: Micromonas pusilla CCMP1545
Lineage: Eukaryota; Viridiplantae; Chlorophyta; Mamiellophyceae; Mamiellales; Mamiellaceae
Exons: 2
Cellular component (GO): cytosol
Molecular function (GO): GMP kinase activity
Source: RefSeq, a predicted model, not a curated record
GUCGUGCGUCGCCUGCGCGCGCUGCGACCGGAGCUGCAUUUCGUCGUCACCGCGACGUCGCGCGCGCCGCGGCCGGGGGAGGAGGACGGCGUGGAUUAUUUCUUCGUCUCCACGGAAGAGUUCGAGAAGAUGAUCGCGGACGGCGAGCUGAUCGAGCACGCGGUCGUGUACGGGCAGUACAAGGGCAUCCCGAAGAAACAGGUCCGCGAGAAGCUCGCGAUGAACACGGACGUCAUCCUCCGCCUCGACGUUCAAGGCGCGGCGACCGUCCGCGAGAUGAUCCCCGGCGCGACGUCGGUCUUCGUCUGCGCCGAGAGCGAGGCGGCGCUGGCGCGUCGGCUCGCGCGACGCGGGACGGAGACUCCGGACGAGCUCGCGGAGCGCGUGAAGACCGCGCGAGAGGAGACCGCGCGGGGCGUCGGGGAGUUUGAUUACGUGCUCGUGAACGCGGAGGGGAAGUUAGACGACACCGCGGCGAAGUUAGCGGGGAUCAUAGACGCCGUGAAGUUACGG